Messenger RNA from Capronia epimyces CBS 606.96, 1887 nucleotides. Its product is annotated as mRNA (guanine-N7-)-methyltransferase. Gene Ontology annotation, cellular component: nucleus. The transcript has a single exon. Bases 1 to 1887 code for a protein of 628 amino acids. NCBI's taxonomy places the organism in Eukaryota, Fungi, Ascomycota, Eurotiomycetes, Chaetothyriales, Herpotrichiellaceae. The record is from RefSeq and is a predicted model, not a curated record. Gene Ontology annotation, biological process: 7-methylguanosine mRNA capping. Gene Ontology annotation, molecular function: mRNA 5'-cap (guanine-N7-)-methyltransferase activity.
AUGACCGACCCUCCACACCGUGCAGGUCCUGUGAGGCGACGCUCAUCUCUUGCCUAUGAUCCUGCCCGAGACAUAUUCAAAGAACUGCCUGAUACAAUAGCAGAGGCUGUCAUCACCGAAGACGCAGAAGGCAAGCCAGAGGAUACUGUUGCCGUGACGUCGAGCCCGAAUGGCCACGGCAGCGCCCAGGACCAGACUCGAAAGCGGAGGAGGUCGGUCUCGAUCGGAGCAGACGGCCAAAACAAGCCCAAAGAGCAGCCUAGAGGGCAGAACGAGUCUCCUGACGUGAACAAAAGACAACGCACUUCAGGUUCAUCUCCGAGUGUAGAGAGACCCUCACCUAAGUCACAGACAAACGGGAUUCACAAGGACAAACCAACCCCAAGAACACCAGCAGAUUUGCCACGAAUUCCACGUAAACCAAGAGAGGAAGGAGAAAUUUCUACGUCACAAUCAGUUCCGUCUGCUUUCAGUCGACGAUCAGAGCGUGAUGACCAACGAAGAAAUGGCGGCUUCCAAAGAAGAUCUCGGUCCCCCCGCCGGCGGUCUCCAGUACACUUCAAUCGACGACGGUCUCCACCCCGAGAACGUCGCAGAUCACCUUCCCCAAUCCGUGACUCUCCUCCCCGGGAAUUCAUUCGCCCUGGAGGUGCCCGUGGCCGAGGCCGCAAUGUGCUAGCCGAACAACAACGUUUGGCCGCAGAGCGAGAACAGCAAAGCACAAGCCUACAAGCCCAGACCAAUCGGGGUGUCCAAGACGUUUCAAAUCAAUUCUACAAUGCACGACCUGAGUGGGUGAAAGAACGUGGACGCGAAUGGCGCAAAAACGAGUCACAGAUCAGGGGGCUACGCAGUUUCAACAAUUGGGUCAAAUCCUGUCUCAUCCACAAAUUCAGCCCGGAGGAGAAAGGAGAGGUGGAAGAGCUUGGCUGGGGCGAGGAGGCCAAGGAACCCGAACAGCAGAGACCGCUCCUUGUCCUCGACAUUGGUUGCGGCAAAGGUGGUGAUCUUGGGAAAUGGCAAUUAGCUCCCCAGACGGUCGGACUGUACGUUGGCCUCGAUCCUGCGGAGACAAGUAUCCAACAGGCGCGCGAACGCUACCAGCAGAUGCGACGUGGGCGUCGGCCAAUCUUUGAUGCUCGCUUUUUGCCUCAAGAUUGCUUUGGUGCCUGGAUCGGCGAUGUAGGCAUCGUCCGCGAAGUCGGCAUCGACCCCAAUGUGGGCAGUGGCCAGCCAAGCCGCUGGGGCGGUGGUGGAUUUGAUGUCGUGGCAGCAAUGUUCACCAUGCACUACGCAUUUGAGUCGGAAGAGAAAGUGAAGAUGAUGCUCCGUAAUGUGGCGGGCAGCUUGAAGAAGGGGGGCCGGUUCCUUGGCGUUGUGCCCAAUAGCGACGUGAGCGCAGAGCAUAUCCGGAAAUGGUACGCUGACAAGGCGACAAAACAGGCACAAGAGCCUGCAACUGACAACUCCGACGCGUCGAACAAGGAAGAAGGCGAGGCACAGGAGGAGGAAGAAGGUCCAUCCUGGGGCAAUUCGCUAUACCGAGUUCGUUUUCCAGUCGACCCUUUGCGUCCAUUACAGCCUGACGGGUCUUUCCGCCCGCCCUACUCGUGGAAAUACAUGUAUUGGAUGACCGAAGCCGUGGACGUGCCGGAAUUCGUUGUGCCGUGGGAGGCCUUUCGCGCCAUCGCAGAGUCGUACAACCUAGAACAGCGGUACCGGAAGCCAUUCUUGGAAAUCUGGGAGUCGGAGCUCGGCAAUCGAGAAAUGAUGGCCCUUGCAACUCGGAUGGGGGUCACCCGGUAUGAAGGCGGAGAGCCGGUCUUGUCGACUGAAGAAUUAGAGGCCGUGGGGUUCUACCAUGCUUUCUGUUUUGUCAAGGUCUGA